AGCGGGAAAACGGACGGAAUCUCAUUUCUGUCACCGCUAAUCCGUCAGCAACCUUCAGUUCAUUUUUAGACCGUUGUGUUUAGCUGAAAAGCCAAAUAUCGGCUAUCCUUCCCCCCACCGAGCUUCGUGUCAUCGCGACGGGACAAACCCGCGCAGGAAGCGCAGGGCCGCGGCAGGCACCUGCGAGAAGCUGCGGUGGGGGGUGGGGGGGGCGAAGGGCCGCGGCUGCGCACGGAGGAUGCGCGGCCGCGGAGGCGCCGCAGCCGGGAGCGGGAGGAUACAAGCAGCUGCCAGAAUGACGACGACUUUGCUUUAUAACAUGCUAUUUCUGCUGGCGUUUGGAUUGGCUUCAGCUUUUAGCCACAGCCCUAGGACCCCUGACAGGGUUUCUGAAGCAGAUAUUCAGAGGCUCCUCCAUGGGGUUAUGGAGCAAUUGGGCAUUGCCAGACCCCGGGUAGAAUAUCCAGCGCACCAGGCUAUGAAUCUAGUUGGUCCACAGAGCAUUGAAGGUGGUGCGCAUGAGGGUCUCCAGCACUUGGGUCCUUACGGCAACAUCCCAAAUAUCGUGGCUGAGCUGACAGGAGAUAAUGUACCAAAGGAUUUCAGUGAAGAUCAAGGAUAUCCUGACCCUCCAAAUCCCUGCCCUAUUGGAAAAACAGUUGAUGAUGGGUGUCUAGAAAACACCCCAGACACAGCGGAGUUCAGCAGGGAAUACCAGCUGCACCAACACCUUUUUGAUCCAGAGCACGACUAUCCCAACAUGGGCAAGUGGAGCAAGAAUUUACUCUUUGAGAAGAUUAAUGGUGGUCCAAAAAGAAGAAAGAGGAGUGUGAACCCGUAUCUGCAAGGACAGCGACUGGAUAAUGUUGUAGCAAAGAAGUCUGUUCCACAUUUUUCAGAUGAAGACAAGGGUCCUGAAUAAGUACAAUAAAAAUGAAUUAUGAAAACUCAUGCCAUCCUCUGCUAGAUCAUAGUAUUGCUUAUAUAUAAUCAUCUAUUAAAACCCUUGUGAAUGGCAGCAUGUUUAUUAUUUAUAUAAUUGUAGAUGAAAAACAGCUGUAUUUAUAACAGUAUGUUCUCCUAGAUAACAAAAAUAUGGCUCUGCUUUUUGUUAAGUUAUGGUAAAAGGACAUUUCUGUUGUUUUUAUUUUAGUCAUGGAGCAAACUUUAAAAAUGUUAGUCAUUUUAAUAGCUAACGUGAGGUAAAUGGUCUUAAUGAGCAGCUUGUAAAUAGGAAGAUGUAAAAAAAAUACCCGGUCUGACUCCAACGUUUAAUCUUAAAUGUUACUAUGUUUGACACAUGAAAAUUAUAGUUUUAUGGUUUGUUCACAAAUAUUGUUACUUAGCAAAGACAAAGUAUUUAUUUUACCCGGAGAAUUUUGGCUUUUGGUCCAUUUUAAUAAACAUUUAAGCAAUCUACAAGGUUUGCAAAGUGACAUUUUCCAAAAUAUUUCAGAGGCUCACUUGUCUCAGUUAUUGCUGUGCAAAUUUAAAAAUUAAAGCACUGCUUUUUGACUCUUAUCCACUGGAAUAUUUUUCUGUUAGUUUUAAUCGUUCCCUGUCCAUAACUUUUGUGAACACUUGCACAUCUUUCUUCCUUAUCAAUGGUACUGUUGUGAGGAAAUAAAUCUCCCCCGCUGUUUUUUGUCUUAGUAAGACCAGCAUUUGUGCAUUAUAACGUUCUUAAAUUAUGUGUCCCUGGGACAUUAUGAGUGAAGAUGGAGACAUUUGUCUGUGUUAAUAAGGUUGUGUCAACAUCCUCUGAGUCUAAAUCCAGGAUAUGAAGGUCAUUACAGUUGAUGAGCUUCUGAAAAACUAUGAUACUCUAAUAACACUGGGAGCUAUCGUGGCUCUUGGAGUUGCUCUGCGAAGCUUACAUUGCCUUUUUUUCCUGAGGAGACUGAAGAAUUUUAUAUUCCAGAAAGCUGGGUUAUCUGUUUCUGAAAGAUGAGAAUAUAAAAUUACCUAAAAUAUUGUUAUUUUCAGGGUGCAUCUGAAAUGUUUCAAGCCAUGUGCAUGGGGCAUUGGAAUUAUGGAAAACGGCAUUACUUUACAGCUUUGGACUUCGAAUUUAUGGAAAAAAAAAUAAUUGUAGUUUCCUUCCCUGUCCUACAGAAAGACACAGUAAAAUAAUGAUGACCCCUUAGAAAAAACAGAUAAGAAACUAACAGAAACUAAGGGUCCUAACUACGUAAGAUUAAAGCUAAUAUGAUGGCACAAAUGUGACUGUGUGUGGCAUUUGCUUUUUCUAUUAGAAACUUAAUAAUUUCUAAUAAAUUAUGUAUGCAGAGAGUUGGUCCUCUCACGUCAUUUAUGAGUAGAUUGCAAAAAGCUGUAACAUUCUAGGCUGAACUACCACAUCUUUCUUCAUAUUUCUUCUUUAAGAAAAAAAAAACUGGAAGAGAAAACUAAAUAGUAUGCAAUGCGGUAGGGUCUAUACUCACAUGUGACACAAAAUUGAGGAGUUUGUGUGAAGAGCUCCUUCCACUUCCAGUGCCUGGAACGGGAUGGGAGUAAUCCAGCCCUUCACAUGAGAGAACUUGUAUUCUCUGCUUCUUAAGCUUACUCUUUUUAUCUGCACUUCUGCUUAGUCUUCACACAGGUACUGAGAGUUGCAGAGUUGCAAAGGUUGUCUCCAAAACCAGAAAAGGACUAUCAUGGCGUGACUCUGAAACUGGAAUGCACUGGUGCUCAGUGGUCCAGAGUGUGUGAAAUGGUGAUUCCUCCCACCUAACCCCGCAGCCAGCCGCUGGUGCUGCCACAAGGCUUCCAGUUGGUCAGAGGCUAGAUUUCCAUUCCUCGGAAAAUGGUGUUUCUUCAGGUACUCAACUUUCCUAUCAAUUCUUUUAAACUAAUCUGAGCUACAUUCUGUUCUUACGAGCUUCAGUAAAAUACAUUUCAAUCACAAAGACAAAGCAACCAUGAAGGCAAUUUAUUUCGUUUUUUUAAGGUCUUAGUAAGGACCAGCAUAUAAUAAAAGGCAGCGUGUACAGUAAAUGGGGGGAUUAAAAAGAGAGGGGCAAAGAAGUAGCGUUUGCCUGAUAGUAUCAGGGAUCACCAGUGGCCGCCUGUGACCCUGGUGGGGCCUGAGGACCUGCCCUUCUGUCUAUGAUAGCUCUGCACAGAACAGGCAAAGGAAAAAUUACACAAUUUAGAGAUGUUUUUGUCUUUAAAUGCAAGCAAAAAAAACCCCUUUACACUGCACAAUAAAAUGAUGCAUCUUACAGGAACUGUCUGCUGGAAGAAAUCAAACGCGUGGUGGUGAGCAGCCAUCUGCUGAGUCCAUCAGGCAGCUUGAGUGUUUCACCAGGAAGACUCAACAGCACUAUUGUGAAAUUUUAAUAAAAUAUAGCUAUUACACCAUGAUGAUGAGAUUAAUUAAUUUCAGUUUCAUAGUAGUACUGGGAUUGGUAGUCCCAUAUUAAUUUUAAAAAAAAACCAAACAAACAAAAACCAAGCAAAGUUGUCCCUCCUGCUGCUCCAACAACAGUCCGAAUGUGUAUAUGUAGUUUUUUAGAAAGAAUCGUCACAGUGCCAGUCUUUCAGAAUCAAUAAAUAAAGACAGCAGCUGUCCCCCUCACUAAGAGCUCACGCCACCAAGCCAGUACUUACAAGAAAGAAUGUAAACAGCUGCUCAGGUGCAAUCACCCUUUUACAUUUGUGACGCAUGUGAAUUAAGGCGCAUGUAUAUAUUACUAUUGUUGUUUAGCAUUUUCAUGAAAUUAAAUCCUUUUUAGAUUAUUUUAAAAUCUGCAAGUGUGUUAAUUACCUCUAACGUAUUUGAGACACAAUGUGCUUGAAAGAAGCUAUACAAAAUAAAGUGUAUUGCCAUGCAGCA
Molecule: messenger RNA, 3838 nt
Organism: Chroicocephalus ridibundus (black-headed gull)
Lineage: Eukaryota; Metazoa; Chordata; Aves; Charadriiformes; Laridae
Gene: SCG5
Product: secretogranin V
Exons: 6
Coding region: 239-922 (227 amino acids)
Biological process (GO): neuropeptide signaling pathway; regulation of hormone secretion
Cellular component (GO): secretory granule
Molecular function (GO): enzyme regulator activity
Source: RefSeq, a predicted model, not a curated record